Molecule: messenger RNA, 1293 nt
Organism: Peniophora sp. CBMAI 1063
Lineage: Eukaryota; Fungi; Basidiomycota; Agaricomycetes; Russulales; Peniophoraceae
Source: the annotation of a GenBank genome assembly
AUGUUGUAUAGCAUGCUCUCUUUGGCGCCGAGUGCAGUAGUCGAGUUUGAAGACAUCUUACUUGCCGACGAACGUUUAAGGGCCGCCCUCGUCUCAGGCUCACCGGACGACUUGCUAGAUGCGUCGUCUUACAUCGAACGCUCCCGGCAAGUGCUCGUGGAUGUCGAUUCGAAACGUCGCAACUAUCUUCUCGCGCGCUGGAGAGCGGCAAUCAACCUUCGCCUCCCUAUCGCUUCUUUGCCCCCGGAGAUACUCGGUGUCAUCUUCGAGCUUGACAUGCGCAACGGUCCCAUAACUCAUCGCCGCCCUAUUGUCGUCAAUUACACCUGGUUGAGGCUGGGUCAAGUGUGUCGAUCUUGGCGCGUGCUUCUUUUCGGCAUGCCGAAUAUCUGGGCUCAGAACAUCUUCAAGUUUGAGCCCGAGCGUGCCCUCACUCUUCUGCCGCUGGCACGUCAGGCCUGUCUGCACCUCGAUCUGUGGUCAACAGAGGCCAAGAAAGACGAAAUUGCCACCCUUCUAUCCCUCGUACCGCGGUCGUCAAGGAUCGAAUACACAGAACGACAUGGAAAGCAGGAUGUCAACAUGCUUCCCGAUCUAGUUUCCAUUGGCGUCCCUCUUGCUCUGGUGAACUUACAUCUCUCCGCAAUGAGACCACGCUCUAUUGAUGCACGGUCUCCAUUGGUGGAACAUGACGGCUUGCGCGCCCUCAACUUGCAUAACGUCUACAUACGCCCGCCAUUCAGCAGUGGUCUCCGCUCGCUCUCGCUCUCCAUGUCAAGAGUCGCCAUCACCAGACUAACCCUUAGCGACUUACUGGAGAUACUUUCGCGCAAUCAGCAUCUGUGCUCAUUGCUAUUACAUCGCGCAUUCUCUUCCACCGGACUUGUCAAUCCCGAUCGAAAGAUCACGCUGCUUACGUUGGUGUCUCUGUCUCUGAGCCACGACGAACACGCAUGUAGUCGGAUGCUACAGCAUUUACUCCUCCCGGCGCUUGAACAGGCGACUAUACACCACGCAUCGACUCCGGCGACGGACGUAACCCACGACCUCAGAAUCUUGUUGUCAUCCCUUCUGCAAGCUUGGAUCGGCCCUUUGGGCGAUACCACGUCCCGCCUACUCACGGUGAAUUUCAUACAACCUCCGGGCUCGGGGGGGAAUCACCCGCUCGCUCUAGAGCAGAGCGAUAUCUCUGUGAUGGUUUCUGAGGCCGAGCAAACUAUCGGAGCCGAGCCGAACAUUACAAGGGGUCGUAGGGAUCAGAGGGUCGCGGAGUUCCGGUUUCAUCUUCUCUGA